CAUUGCUAUCACAAUAGAGCACAGCCGAAGUAUUGCUGUGAUCCUGGAUUUCCAAGUAUUCGGUAAGCAUCAGACCCUUUUACUGUAUAAUGUAUUUUCUGGCGUAUCCAGAUUAAAAUUUCAUAGAGUUGAAGUUUGAGGCAAUCUCGCACACCUUAUUUAACCUUACUCUCGACCAGGAAGCUGGGGAUCGACAUACUUGCUAAGUUUGAAUUGGUCAAGACUUUCAUCAUGGCCACUUGCAUCGAACUCGAAGGAAGGACCCUGAUGGAGGAUGUGCAAAAAUGUUUUGCCUCGCUGACAUUCCAAACUACGUGAAUCUUAUUGUAGCCUCGUAUUUCAGGCACUUCUAACAUCAUCAAGGUCAAGGUAGGCAAGAAUAGGGUCGUAAAUGGAUCGUGAAUGGAAACUGUCGGUUUGCGACGACAGGGUGGCCACAACUUUUCCUUAUUUUUUUUCAUCACUGACAAGAAUGGCACACGAUUUGGGAUGCAAGAUCAUGGACUGUACGCCUCCUACUAUCGAUAAGAUUAAUGCUGCCAAGGCAGAAAUUCCUCAGGACAAACUGCGAGAGCUCUAGUCAAGAACAUCACCUUUGGGAUAUGAGCAACUUGGUUGGGGUCACAGCUGUGAAAAACUUUUCCAUGAUGGUCUUGAUGUAACUUCGAUCUAUUAAAACAUUUCCGCCGCUGACCUAAUAGUUAUGGAGUGACAGCUAUAUCGACGACCUACUACAAGGAGCAUAUAACUCGAAAAUUAACGUAUCGAAAGUUGUCAUUUGGAUGCAGAACCCUACUCAACUAAUCAGAUACAAAGCGGGAAAGGAGCUUGUAUUCAUAUAUAGACCGCUUGAAGAAGCGCUUGGUCUACAUAAUGGCUUCUUCAAACUGGUAGAAGGAUCACACCGUAUGAGGCCAGAAGAGUUCCUUAAGGCAGAAGCAAUAGAAAUUCAUCUCAAGCCUGGUCAAGUGUUGGUUCUGGAUGGAGAAACAGUUAUAGAGUACCCUAUGGCAGGAGGAGGUGGAAUUGGAUUGAUGAAAUGUCUUUCCAAGUCUAAACAUUGAAACAAGCGCCACCUUUCCGUGGUAACACCAGCGCAGCUGGAAUGGACUGCCCUCAUAGCUUUCCAACGCAUGUCUGGUAAAUAUUGAUUAAUAUCGGUGAAUAUGAUUUGUAAAUUUCUGAAGUGGAUGCCGAAUACAGAAGGAGGAUACCCAUCAACAACGAGAACAAUGUCAAAUC
This is a messenger RNA of Sclerotinia trifoliorum, 1242 nucleotides long. The record is from the annotation of a GenBank genome assembly. NCBI's taxonomy places the organism in Eukaryota, Fungi, Ascomycota, Leotiomycetes, Helotiales, Sclerotiniaceae.